AUGGAAAGUCCCGGGAUCGAAACAAAGAAGAAUGCUGAUUCUCAUGCUCAAACAAAUGACAAGAAACCUUCAUCAUUUUUAUUUGCAUGGCCGUCUCAUGCCGAAGCUCCCGCCCAGGCUGAUAGAAAUACUCGAGAAGAAGAAGUCACUUCUGAGGCUCCUGAGGUAUUGAGUUCUGACCAUGAAUUAGUUCCUGACGAACCUUUCAUUGACAAGCGCCGCCGUAGGCUUGCUGAACUUCAGGCAAGAAAUGCUGCCGAGCGUUCAGAUGUACUUCGUUUGAUACAACAGCGCGAUGAGCUUGCUCAACAUUUACUUAAAAUGCAAGCAGGUUCGUAA
Molecule: messenger RNA, 339 nt
Organism: Protopolystoma xenopodis
Lineage: Eukaryota; Metazoa; Platyhelminthes; Monogenea; Polystomatidea; Polystomatidae
Source: the annotation of a GenBank genome assembly